GUGUAGCAGAAGUCAACAUGGCGGCUGAGAAAAAACGUGCGGUUGAAAAACAAAUGGAACUUUUGGAGAAAAAUGAGGUUCCAGAAGAGUUCGAAGAUGAUAAUGACAGUUCCAACGAUAGCGAGGAAUUUGAUGAUGACGUUGACAGCGAUGCUGAAGCCAUGGAAGGCAUCAAUCAGGAGGUGAACGUUGAAUUUGAGGCUCGUGAGGCCCAAGACAGUGAUUUCCAUGGGGUGAGGAAGCUUCUCCAGCAACUAUUCCUGAAGGCUAGCGUGAACAUAUCUGACUUGACAGAUACUAUAUUGACACAGAACUAUGUUGGAAGUGUGAUCAAGCAAAGUGAUAUCCUUGAAGAUGACGAGGAAGACAUGGGAGAUGACGAUGAGGUCUUCGGUGUUAUAUCUGUCGUAAACAUAACAGAGAAAAAGGACAAUGAGAGUCAUAAACUAAUAAAAAAAUAUGUGCUGGAUAAAUGCAAGGAAUGUUCCGACGCUCAAACAUAUAAAACAUUUGAAGAAACCCUGUGUGGAGAGUCUCAGAUCGGUCUGUUGCUAAGCGAGCGAUUCAUCAACAUUCCUCCACAGAUUGCGCCACCUAUGUAUGACAGUUUAAUAAAAGACAUCGAUAAAGCAAAUAAAAACAAGAUGAAGUACAACUUUGAUUACUACCUAAUGUUCAUAAAAACCUACAGGAUGACAGUUUAUCAAGGAAUGUCAAAGAAAAAGAAGAAAGGCCAGGGUGUUUUACAAACCACCUAUGUCAAUGUGGAGGAAGAAUUCUUCGUCGAGGAGGCUGACCUUAAGUUUGAAUACAGCGUAGAACAUGAACACGAUUCAGUAGUUGAUGGGAAAUGGGAUGAUGAGGACAAUGAAAUGAAACCAUAUAGAACUGUUAUAUUAUUAAAAGCUGAUAAACUGAACACAGUCGUUACAAAGACUAGAGACGAAUUUUCACAAUAGUUUUAGAUGCAGUAUUUCUUCAAAUGAUUAAUUUUUUUGUGCUUAUAUAAAAUAUAUAUAAAACUAUGAAAUAUAAAGGAUCA
Molecule: messenger RNA, 1042 nt
Organism: Owenia fusiformis
Lineage: Eukaryota; Metazoa; Annelida; Polychaeta; Sabellida; Oweniidae
Source: the annotation of a GenBank genome assembly